AAAAAAUGAAUCAGACUUCUACUGCUGAUCACCCAUAUGUUUUUUGUGUAAAUAUACCCCAUUCAUAACCCCAAUGUUUCUCUCUGAAGAUAUAAUAUCUAAUACGGACUACACUAUAGGGAUUCAACUUAUUACUCACAUGUGUACUAACAAACAAAAUUGUUCUUCAUAUUACUUAAUAUUAACACAACUCUUUAGUUUUUAAUGAUGAACUCGUUCAAAUAAACGUUUUGUUUUAGGAUCAUGACUUCAAUAAAUACAUAUUCUUUGACCGAUUCCAUCGAAUCUCCAGUCAACUAUUUUUUUACUAUAUAACAAUUUUAACCAUGUAGGUCAUUUAAUUUUGGCAAACUUCUUCGUUGAACAUUCCAAUGGAAGUUACAUACUUAAAAAACUUCCACAUAUCAAAUUUUCACAUGAUUCAUCCGAUUUACCAACAAAUCUAUCUUUGGAUAAAAGUCUCUCAAACCAAGAAAAUGUAAUAUCACAAUUCUCAGUAAAUGAUUGUUCAAAUAUAUUGGAUUUAAACUUCCCUAGUAAAUUUGGACGUAUUGAGACAGAUAUACAGUCUUCAGCUUUGGAUUGCACAAAUGUUUCUCAUGUUCAAACAUGUUCACAACAGACAGUAGUUAAUUCAUCAUCUUUGAACGUACCAGAAUUAGAAAAUCCAGCUAAUUCUACCAUUCCCCGUCCACAAUGUGAAAACAGUUCAGCUAAUAUGAAUAGAAGUAAAAAUUCCUCGUCUCGCAUUUCACGAUCAAAAUUUUUAGGGCAAAUCGGUAACUAACGUUGUCUCUUUCAUACUUAACAGCAUUGUUUGUUAUGGGUUGGCCUUUUCUAUUUAGUUCCAUGUUUUGUUCAAUUGGUUAGUACCUUGACAAUUGACUUGUUUAAUUACCUAACUUUCAAGUUUCAUUCAUUGGCAGUUGUUAGUGAAUUCUGUUAACUAACCGAUAUUGAUGAAGAUCUCAGUGUCUUAGAAGCAUUUAUUCAAUUUUAAUAGUUGACUUUUAGAAAACGAGUUUAUCUCGUUUCUGUAAUUAUUAAUUAGGUUUAUUUUCUUGUUCACAAGGUAAUUUAUGAUGAGUUUACAAUUUAAUCCAACUCAUAACUGUAAUGAAACAUUGUGACCACAGUAUAAACUACUCAAAGCACUUCCAAAUUUUCCACUCAAUGAAUAAAGUUUGUAUGUUGCAAGGAUUCUGCGAUAUGUCCAAUUCCAAGUAGCGAUAGUAAAAUCUUUACAUCGGAAUAUAGAUUUCAGUCCUUUUAAGUCUUUAAACCUGCUUUAUAAUUUCAUAUGGAUAAUCGUUACAUAUUUGACCGAAAUAUUUCACAAAAAUUGUGAAUCAAGUACAUAGAAGUUAUUAUAUGUAAAAAUUCUAUUUAAAAUAAUUUCAGUGGUUGAAAUUUAAGUUGUUCUAACAUUUCACACAGCAAGCUUGUCUGAACAUCUUCAGGGUAAUCAUCAUUAUUAUGAGACAAUUUGUCCGGUUUAGAAAUAAGUCUACAUUGAGAGUUUAUCCAAUCCUAUCUAGAUGUUAGUUUUUAUAUAGUAAGAUUAUAGAAGUCGUCAGAGUAGAAAAAUGUUCACAAUGUGAAAAGGAAUGAUUACAUUUGUGUGCGCUUUCAUGUCAUUAACAGUUAGAAUUUUUAGUGAAUAAAUGAAAUCUCGGGCCACUACUAAGACAUGUCAGAUAUUUGUUAAUUUAGCAGCUACCAAAGCUCAGCCAAUUGUAUUCAAUCUUACAUCUUCAAGCUGUUCUGAUUAGCCCAUCGUCGUUGCUUGAUUCCACUAGCUAAAUUUGCCAAUCAGAAUUAUGAUUAUAACUUUCCUACUCCACAUCUACUAAUUUGUCUAUAGAUCAGAGACCUUACCGACACUAUUAACCUUGAGCUAACGUGAACUUCUCUACUUUUGGUUCGCCCACACACACACAUCUAUUCCACUCUUGAGUCCAGAAAAGAGGUUCGCAGCCGAGCCUCUGUUGUUAUAUUUCUACGAACUAGCCCAACGGUGAUCUCAAGCACUCAUUGGUUUAUACACAUGACGAGUUCGACUAAGUCAUACCAUAAAAUACAAGACCAUAGCUCAACACGAUCAAGCCAAAAGUGGCUGUGAACCGGAAAAACUAAAUAAGUGAUUAGCAAUAAUCUAGGAUUAAUAAAACGUGUGAUGAUGAUUAGUGGGUCAGAUAGAAGCUUAUAAUACGUAGAAUAUAAAGGUUUAUUUAUUGAGUGAUUUAAAACAAUAAUAUUGCAGAAAAUAGUUCCUAAAGUUCUGACUUUUUCAGUACUCGACCGGUUAUAACAUUAUAUGGUCCUAAACAGAAAAGACGGUAUACAAUCAGCUGCGCUUUGGCAACUGCUAAACUAAAUAACUGGACCUUAUUAUUAUUACUAUCCAUCCUGUUUAUAAUGCUGUUACCUUGUUUCCAACAAAGAAAUUGUUCUUUAAGUUUAUUAUCACAACUAUUUGUUCAACUUUUCUCAUUUUACAUACAUUUCGACGACCUAGAGUUUUCGUUUACACUGUUUUUUAGAUAAAUAAGAUGACCGAUGUCCUGAGGGAGUACCGACAAGCUUGCUGGAUAAAACUUUGGAAUUACUCCAAUUUUAAUCACAUAAGGUUUUCAUAUAAUGUUUAUUUUGCUAUGAAAAGGCGUUAUUUUUCACUUAGUUGAGUAAUCUAUGAUCUGUAAUUAAAAUGACUGAAUUAUUGUAAUUUUUACUAAAAUAUUAUUACUUGUACAGUUGAUAUCAUUCUUUCCUGUCAAGUUCACAGUAAUGCUCACGACUUCUGUUACUAUGUUUACUAAUUGUGCAUAAGCAUAAAAGUGUGCUUGUGGUCACUUCUUGGUUAGACUUGUUUGACAACAGAGUCCAUAAAUUCUGUUUUGUAAAUUAAUUACUGGGAAAGUUGACAGAUAACUCAAGUCAUCCAGUAUGACAUUUUUGUACAUUCCUAUAAAAGGAAAAACUGCAAUAAAAUCACUGUUAGGAAGGAACUUCAACCAACAUAAAACUGCAUCGGCUAACAAUUUACUUAAUCCUAACAUUUUUAUAAUCUUUUCAACCUACAUGCACAUAGUGACAAAUAUUCAUUUAAAUAUCUCAUUUCUUUAUACCUCAUGGGAUGCUUUGUCUUUCUGUAGUUUGUGGACUCUUGAACAAAAUGAAGAAUCGUAUGACGUCAUCAGAAAGUCAAGAAAUUAUCAUUCAAGGACAUAAUUUAACUGAACUGGAGCAUUUUGUUAAACGCUUGCGAGAGUUUCGUCUACAUUUAGGUCUUUCACAAGUUCAACUAGGUAUAGAGCUUUCAAAACAUUUUAACGAUAAAGCCUUAUGUAGUCAAACUCUUUUAUCAAGGUUUGAGAAGUUAAAUGUCACUGUUAGAUCUGCUUAUCGGCUUUUGCCCUACCUGAAACGUUGGAUUUCACAUGCUGAACAAAAUCAAUGUGGUCAAAUCACUAUUGAAAAAUUGUCCGUCUUUCAUCAUUCGAUUCCUGUACGUGCUGUAGGCAACUCCCGUUUAACUACAUUGGCUCGUUUAGGUCGUACCGAUUAUAAUCCUUCAUCCUCUUCUUCAACUUCAUCUGUUUUAGCUCUCGUAAAAAAACAAGUAGUGAAAAAGUUUCAACCACCCAAAAUGCUUAUUCUAAAAGACCUUAGUGCAUAUCCAGUCAGUGUACAGAUAACAUAAGAGAACUAGUUUAAUUUGUAAAACUAAUGACAACGAAAUUUCACAAAUUAUAACAUCUAGACUACUUGCUAACAUGGUCAGUCAAAGAUAAUGAUUGUGUUGCCGAUUGUCCUACAGAUCAUUCUUCACUUUCGGAGCUAACUUCUGAUAUAUCUGAAUCCAAUUGUAAAUUACCAGAUCCACAACAAAAAAGAUGUCGGCGGCGCCGUACUUAUUUUUCCCCAAAAGCUUUAUCAAUAUUAACUGAAUUUUAUUCUACAAAUACUCGACCAAAAGGUACUGAUUUCACUGAAUUGGCAUCAAGGAUUGGCUGUGAUAGAGAAUCAGUUCGCGUUUGGUUUUGUAACAGACGUCAAUUAGAUCAUGAAUGCUCUCGAAAAGUUUAGAGUGACCGCUUCAGUAGAUUUGUAGGGUUGUCAUCAGUAGACCGUUUAUUUACUUUCUUGUUUAUCCACUUUAUCGUAUCGCCGAACAAUUUUAAAGAAAACUGCUAUUUGAGAAUUAAAGUUCUCAAUAAUUUGUACAUUUGUUAUAAGUUGUUUAUACUAUAUUUUUAUGCUGUUAAUCCUCCAUUGAGACCAAACCUUCGCAAUAAAGUGUCUUGUUCUAUGUUAUUAAGAAAUUAACCGGUAACUUAAGUGGAUCCAAGCAUAUAAUGUAAACUAGUAAAAUCUCCCAUUACAUGUACAGAAUCGUCUUGUCAACAUUUUAUCUGGAAAACAGCGUCCAAUGAAGUAACUUAUGGUGUGCGGUGCCUGGGACUAAUACUCAUACACAAACUUCCUAUAUGCAAUAUACUCAGUGGUACACUAAGACUGAAAAGAAGUUUAUUGGGCUAGACUGAAUCAUAUGUUAGCAUUCAUACAUGAACGUCUACCACUUAAAAGACGAAACCGCCUCUUGGUCAGUAACACGCACUCGUCCCUUAGAUUAUUGAUAUAACGUGGCUCCCUUUGAUGAGUUAGUUGGCCUGUUGUGUUAAUAACUGUUGGUAAACAUCACGAGGGCAGUAUGUGUUAGACAUAGCCAGGUGUUUAUAGGCCAUCCGUGAUUGUAAGUUACUAUGCCUGCCGAGUUUCCUAUACGAUGUCUCCAGGUUACUACAAACUAGCUUUCUGUGUGUUCAGACCCUUCAUAGUGUCACUUAAAGGCUUUUAGUAUUGAGAUGUAGUAUGGUGCUAUUCCUACGUUCUGUAUUCUGCAUUGUACACUAUUUUCUUCCGAAAUGCCUAUAUAUUACGUAAGUUAUGUCAGUGUCCCCGAAUGCCCUGGUACGACCAAGAGUGGGGAGAGUCAGCUCACCCUCUCGAAAUACUUCCACAUGGCUACGCGUAUACAGCCACUCCGUCUUUUUCAACAUCUUCGUGCUAUACCACAGAAAACAUUUGUGGAACAUACGACUUUGCACCGCGCCAUCGCUUACACCUCUGGAAUUUAACCGGGGACACUGUCGAGAAGCACGAACUAAUAUAUUCAAGUUGGUGUCUUCGACUGACUGCCCUGAACUUUGAUUCUAUUCAUUGUCGACAUCUAAUUGCUUGUCGUAACAUAAACCCCAAAAAUCAGUCUUACUAGCAUUAUUAUUCUUAUGUACGAAAAUUUGUUCCCUGUUUAUACUAUCCAUGUGCUUUUUAGCAUGUCAACCUAAUUGUGUAACUUAUUAGAGUAGGGCCUGUAGCAUUUGUGAAAAAAUCGACCUUGACCAUAAAAUGGCAUGUCUAGUGUAAAUAAUGACUCAUAUUAUUCUAUGAAGAUGAUCUCUUAAUCGUAUGUCAGGACAGAAACUUCAUUUACACCAUCCGAACCCUAAUUUUCCGGACAACUCGAAAAUCAUGGCAUCAAUGUAAACGCUCAGAAAUAUCAGGUUAGAACCAACCCCGCAGUUCUUCUCCAAUACGCUAUAAAAGCUCGAGUCAUCUGCCCUCUGAAAAGCAAGAAGGCAGCCAUCGUGGAUUAUCCGGAACCGACCACUGUCAAGCAAUUAUGUACGUUCAACGUCCUGGCAAGUAUCUGUCGAUUGGUCAUACCAAAUUGUGCGUCGUCUAUGAUUGGACAUACCCAGGAAAUUUUUAAAACUACUGUUGAUUUCGCUGCAAGCAAUAUUGAAUCUUGUAACUCCGAU
This is a messenger RNA of Schistosoma haematobium, 5825 nucleotides long. RefSeq names its product POU domain, class 6, transcription factor 1. The coding region runs from base 3137 to 3703 and encodes 188 amino acids. Gene Ontology annotation, biological process: regulation of transcription by RNA polymerase II. The transcript has 5 exons. NCBI's taxonomy places the organism in Eukaryota, Metazoa, Platyhelminthes, Trematoda, Strigeidida, Schistosomatidae. Gene Ontology annotation, molecular function: RNA polymerase II cis-regulatory region sequence-specific DNA binding; DNA-binding transcription factor activity, RNA polymerase II-specific. The record is from RefSeq and is a predicted model, not a curated record.